AUGUGUGACGUCCCUUUCUUUCCGAUCUUUCCUAUCUGCUUUCAAUGUGGCACUGAUCAGAACCCAUGCAACUGUAAGGUGGUCGGCCCGACAGUCGGUAAGUUCGGUUAUUCUGAAAUCUUCUGCUACCCCCUAUCGAUCUUCUGUGGUUGCGGCUGCACUCAAGCUGGAAAGGAGUAUGCCCUGCUGUCCUUCUACUUCUUGACAUCUAGACUAACAAUGAGUAGCAUGCUGGCAUACCCUGUCAAGCUAAAUCGGAAGAUCAGUAAUGCCAUUCCAAUCUGA
This is a messenger RNA of Penicillium mononematosum, 285 nucleotides long. RefSeq lists its product as uncharacterized. NCBI's taxonomy places the organism in Eukaryota, Fungi, Ascomycota, Eurotiomycetes, Eurotiales, Aspergillaceae. The coding region runs from base 1 to 285 and encodes 94 amino acids. The record is from RefSeq and is a predicted model, not a curated record. The transcript is spliced from 2 exons.